Lodderomyces margitis is the source of this 2334-nucleotide messenger RNA. RefSeq lists its product as uncharacterized. Bases 1 to 2334 code for a protein of 777 amino acids. The transcript has a single exon. Lineage: Eukaryota; Fungi; Ascomycota; Pichiomycetes; Serinales; Debaryomycetaceae. The record is from RefSeq and is a predicted model, not a curated record.
AUGUCGUCUUUUGAUACCGAAAACAUGCUUGAUUUCCAAUUCCAUGACGAUCUAUUCCCCCAAUUACAUUCCCAACACCAGCAAACCUUGACCAAUUUCAGCCAUAACAAUAAUCAUCAUAGUGGAAGUAACAACAACAACAUGUAUAAUAGCGGAGCUCAGGGAUACACUAAUGGAAAUGGUUACUUUAAUCAACAUCAACCUGACCUGAGACCGAAUUCAAAUCAUCAUCUACCAAGACAAAGGUCUCGUCAUGGAAUCAGUUACUCCCGUUUGUUGUUGUCUGAUAUAUUGAACUAUGAUAUCCAAGCCGCUGUGGAGCAAGAUCACCAACAAACUAAAGCAAGAUACACUCAGCAAAUGCACAAAAAAUCGUCAUUUUAUCAGAGUAUGCUGCAUGAACAAGAUGAGUCGCAGCCAAUUUCAAAAGAAUACACCAGUAAGUACAAACGGAACGACUUUAUUGUUGAUUAUGAUGGUGACGAUCACGAGUUGAGUGAGUUGUACAAUACUCAACCUAUUGCAAAAGUGGGCGAAUCAGACCAAUCGUUUACCGCCAUCACUUCAUCUCCAGUACGUGAUGAUUUGUUAAAGAUAUUCCAAGACGUUGACCAAGAUAAAAACAACGAUAUUAAAACUCCUCACAAUGUUGAUGACGAGGAUGAUUUGUAUUAUGAUUACUACGACCAUGGGUUUGACGCUACUUCAUCUGAUACAAUAUCUCCCGAAUCUUGCAUGAAUGGGUAUAUGAAGUUUAUAAUUGACUCGUCUCAAGCACCAACAACAUUUGAUUUCAACGAACCUUUUGAAGCAUCAAAAUCCAACUCAACAUCAAGCAGGGUUGAUGACCUUGUUAGUGUGCCCAGUCCCAAACAAGAAUUGACGCAUGAUCAAGUGAUUCGUUUAUUUGAAGAAACUUGUAAAGAGAUUGAUGAAUGGAAGCUGAAUUCGGAAUUUGAUUCUUGCUACAAUAGAGUGAGAUUGCACCCUAUUAGAACCAUUAAUGGGUAUUCCAGCGGAUUCAACACCAUUACUAAUGGCAAGUAUGAAACAAAUUCAGGUGAAGGGCUCUCUCCAGUUGAUGAAACAUUAAAGGCCAGUCCGAAAACCUCAUUCCUUGAUAAUGGGAAUAAUCCAGUCGUUAAAUUUAAUCCUGCUGAAAGCGAUGGUCAGCCCCCACCAUUGAUUUUCCACAAUGAUUCCUUUGAUGACUAUGAAGAUCAAGAUGAAGAAGAUGAAGAUGACGAUGGUCAGGCCAAUAAGGACUCCGAUUAUACCCACAAGGCAUCACUACCUGCAUUUGUCAAAGGAGCUAAUAGUGCCACUACAAUCCUCAGCCCAACUAAACGAUCAUCAUCAGUCAGCUCAUUGAAAUCAGACCAAUCGCACUUGUCAUUCAAUCAAGCACAACUAAACAUCAGCUCAACAUCAAGUUCACCUUUGGAAAAGUCAAACAAUUCAUCAGGCACUUCAACUCCAGGCAGCAGACGUCGUGGCAAAAAUAGGAUCAAAUGUAUAAACAGCUCCAACAGUCAAAAAAGUCUUCAAAAGAACUUGUUCAAGAAUCCAUCGAGCGUGCCCAAGAUUGAUUUUAGUCAAAUUGCAGUUGAAUCCACUCCCGACGUUGAAUAUUCAAAGCUGUUGUCAUCUGUAUCAGCAAAGGUCCCCAGUCCAUUCCAUUGUUCUCAAUUGAUUGAAAAAUUAAUUGCUCCACUUUUCGAUACCCACACAUGCCUGAUUCAACGCACAUUGUACCUCCGCAACAACUUUGAUGUGAUUUUUGCCAAACAAGGACUCCAAGGUGAAUACGACCUCUCAUACAAUACCAAUUUCAAAAAAACAUCUUAUGAAGCCCAAUUCAUCUUGACGAGAGUCGACCCUAAAAAUGGCAAACCGGACAACACCACGCGUGCUGGACUCUGCCCAUAUUGCGAAUCAAUUGAAUUCUUUGGCUUGAAAAACUCAUCAUAUGGUAAUCAUUUGGCUUAUAAACAUGGCAUUCUCACCAAUGGGAAAUCAGUGCCCGAUCCCAAAUAUUAUGGACUCUACCAGUUCAAAAAGGGCGAAUACGACGAGCCCGAGAAAAAGAAGCGCAAGACCAAUGCCCACAUGUUGGAACGUGAGGGGGUAUUGUGCACCGAUUGUUGGCAGAUUUUAGAAGUCAAUUGCACGUCAAGGUCAUCUAUUUUGGGACAUUAUCUUCGUCAUUAUCGAGACUCGCACGUAGGAUACAAGAAGGACAACAAACUAGACAGUAAUGAUAUUAAUCAGAUGGAUGAUGAAGGAUUAGAUGAUGAUCCUGACGUAUUGGAGUUUAUUAGCCAAUGGCAGUAG